AAGCUGGGAAGUGACGUCAAGAAUUCCACUAGUCAGGAGCUUCUCAGUGAGCAGGGAGCAGGCACCUUUUCCUUGAUCACGCUGUAGACAACCAAUACAUUUAAAAAAAAUAAAAAUAAAGAUAAAAUUAAAGCUGCGAUGCAUGUCUUGUCUCCUCAAGCAGCCAUCGCAAAAGUUACCAGCAUGGAGCCAUCCGAAGAAGAAAAGGCCCUGCAUACCUUGGAGUCUGUCUGUUUUGUUCAUGCAAAGACGAGCCACGGUUGCGUGCUCGUAGAUAAUCAUCGGGAAGAGCUGCAGAAAAUCCAGUAUCACAUCCACCACGAGGAUGACAUAGAAAUCUGCUCAAGGUUUUUAAAUGCCACAUGCCUUCAAGGUUCUCUAUGUUCGCGGCAUCAUACCGUACUCCCUUACGCCUGGCAGCUGAGGGAGAAGACCACGCACAUAUGGCAGAGCGUGGGAGGGUGCGGUCAGGAGAUGCUAGAACGGCUUUAUAGCAACCCGAAGACUGUACACCUCAAAGGAAUGGUCAACAAACAAGAUAAAAUGCUUAUAAACUUUGCCACCAUGGAAGUGGCCCUGAGUCCAAUUUUUGACCGCAUUAGACGACUUUCCACUUCAACUUGUCCCAGCCUCCCCUUCUGCACCCAUCUUAAAUACUAUUAUGAAGAAGGUGAUAACUCCUGGAAAGAGUUCUCCCCGGACGUAACGAAACGCAUAGAGGAAAACGUGAGAGAGGGGUUGCUUCUGAUUUGUAUCAAGACUCGACGUUUUAAUUACCUUGUAGAUCUUCGCCAUCUGAUUCAGGAGAACGUACAGACCGGGACCAGGAGGCGGAUCAGGGCCCGACCGUUGUUUCAAUCCCCAACCCUGAUGUUAUCUAAACUAUGGACCAUUCAGAACUUUCAGUCUCCCACCUUCUGCACAAACUCCCACCCGGCAGCUGGAGGACUGUACCCUGCGACCUGGCACAUUACAAGUACCACUCUAAUUCACGAGAGAGUACUCCUGGACUGUGAGGAGCAGGAAUUCCAGGAAGUGUACAGCUAUUUCCACAAGACCGUGCCAGAGGCUGAGUUUUUGAUCCUUGGGAUCUACAGACUCCAGAACUACUUCCAGUGGCAGAAAUACGAUAGCAAAAGGAUGUACAUGACUCAACGCCUCGCUAAAACUGAAGUGGACCAUGUGGAGCGCCAUCUUUUUCACGGUACAGAACCUGCAUUGGUCGAGGCCAUUUGCAGACAGAACUUUGACACACGAGUAUCUACCAGGAACGGAAGGUCUUUUGGCCACGGAUGUUACUUUGCCACACAAGCCAGUUAUUCCCUUUUCUAUUCUACUGCUGAUGCCCGUGGUCAUCGCUUCAUGUUUCUGGCCAAGGUGCUGGUGGGACGCUCGACGCUCGGCAGAGCUGAACUGCGACGUCCACCUUUAAUCAACCCCAAUGACCCUGAAAGUCCGCUGUAUGAUUCUUGUGUCAAUAAGAUUAAUAAUCCCAGCAUUUUUGUUCUCUUUGAUAAUGACCAGUUCUACCCAUACUUUCUCAUCCGUUAUCAGAAGCUACGCAAUAUUGUUGCCUUGGACUGAAGUGAAUCAGUAGACAGGGUGUGGAGUGAUGUUUAUUUUUUGUUUAUAACCUUUAAUGCAUGACUCAGAGUUCAGUAAGUAAUCCUGUCACCAUCUUCAAUGAGGCGGACCUCUGUAUUUGCACGUAGUGGACUAUUGUCCGAGUUCCAGAAACAUGUUUGUGCUAAUGUGCCAGUCCUGCGACUCAUUGGCAUGAGGUUCUGUGUGUUUUUUUUGUAUUGCUGUAUCCUAGAUACAGUGAAAAGUAAAUGCCGAUACAACUAGAGGUUAGUGCGAUGAUAAUGUAGAAUUCUUUAAAACAUGUUUGUUUAUAACACCAGCAGGGCUAUUGAGAAUUGUUGGGAAUUUCAAAUUUAAAGCCAAAAUAGCUGAAUCUUUUCCAAGUCCUCUAUGCUUUCAUGUCAGCUACUUUAUCAAAAAUUCUAAUUCCGGACAAUUCUCACCUUCGUAAAUAACCCUGCAUGUUUUUCUGGUUAGUGUUUUAUGUUCCGUUUGCAUUUUAAACAUCAUUUUAA
Molecule: messenger RNA, 2099 nt
Organism: Pelobates fuscus (common spadefoot toad)
Lineage: Eukaryota; Metazoa; Chordata; Amphibia; Anura; Pelobatidae
Product: protein mono-ADP-ribosyltransferase TIPARP-like
Exons: 6
Coding region: 139-1584 (481 amino acids)
Cellular component (GO): nucleus
Molecular function (GO): zinc ion binding; NAD+-protein mono-ADP-ribosyltransferase activity; NAD+ poly-ADP-ribosyltransferase activity
Source: RefSeq, a predicted model, not a curated record